AUGGAUGGGAAUGAGCAUGCGGUCACUGGUGGUGUCCGGAGAUGGGUUGAGGGUCUAGUGAGCUGUCGGACCUGCAGGAGAGUGGAGAAGGUGGGAGGAGAUGGAGCUAGUGGCUGCUGGUCGCUGGGCGGGGAUGGUGGUCAUGGGGCUGCUGGAAUGGUUGCUGGCGAUGAGGAGAGUUUCCCCGGGGAGAGCAGGAGUACUGCUGGUGGUUCGAGUGGUGACUUUGGUUGGGGAGCAGGUGAUGAGGAGAUGAAGGAGAGAAUCAAAGGGAGGGGAGAGUCUGAGAGUGCUGUUGGGGGCUGGAACCGAGAGGUGGUGAAGUUGAUAGGUGGCGGUUCUGGUUGCAGGUGGUGCGAGUGGGUGGUCGGAUCUGCUAGUGUGAAGGAUGGUGGCUGUGGUGGUUUCCGAGAGGGUCUGUGGUCUGGAUCUAAGGUGGUGUGGGGAUGGCGAGAGAAUGGAGUGAGAGAGGUUGGCCGGAGCUGA
Molecule: messenger RNA, 486 nt
Organism: Malania oleifera
Lineage: Eukaryota; Viridiplantae; Streptophyta; Magnoliopsida; Santalales; Ximeniaceae
Product: glycine-rich protein 5-like
Exons: 3
Coding region: 1-486 (161 amino acids)
Source: RefSeq, a predicted model, not a curated record